Messenger RNA from Coffea eugenioides, 1437 nucleotides. Its product is annotated as protein DETOXIFICATION 14-like. Lineage: Eukaryota; Viridiplantae; Streptophyta; Magnoliopsida; Gentianales; Rubiaceae. The transcript is spliced from 8 exons. Gene Ontology annotation, cellular component: membrane. The coding region runs from base 1 to 1437 and encodes 478 amino acids. The record is from RefSeq and is a predicted model, not a curated record. Gene Ontology annotation, molecular function: antiporter activity; xenobiotic transmembrane transporter activity. Gene Ontology annotation, biological process: xenobiotic detoxification by transmembrane export across the plasma membrane.
AUGGAAGAAGGGUUGUUGAUCAGAGAGGGAGAAGUGAAGAGAGAGAGGCUAACUUGGGGAGUUUUAGGCCAAGAAGUGAAGAGACUGUGCUACAUAGCAGGACCUAUGGUGGCUGUGACUCUCUCCCAGUUCUUGCUCGAAGUUAUAUCCUUGAUGAUGGUUGGACACUUGGGUGAACAUUCACUUUCUAGCUCUGCUCUAGCCAUUUCUUUUUGUAGUGUUACUGGCUUCAGUGUUUUCUUAGGAAUGGCAGGUGCACUGGAAACUCUAUGUGGGCAAGCCUAUGGUGCUCAGCAAUAUCAAAAACUUGGAACUCAGACAUAUACUGCAAUAUUUUGUCUUCUCAUCGUUUGUGUCCCAAUCUCUAUCAUAUGGAUAUACUUGGGAAGAAUACUCACUUUGGUUGGACUAGAUCCUCAGAUUUCAUAUGAAGCCGGAACAUUUGCUACAUGGCUAAUUCCUGCUCUUUUUGGCUAUGCAACUCUUCAGCCACUUGUUCGAUUUUAUCAAAUGCAAAGUCUGACAUUUCCCAUGUUCAUAAGUUCCUGCAUCACAAUUGGUUUCCACAUACUUCUUUCUUGGAUGCUUGUUUACAAGUCUGGAUUGCAGAACCAUGGAGCUGCAUUAGCUAUGGGUGUUUCAAUGUGGUUGAAUGUGAUUAUCCUCGCUUUGUAUAUGACCUACUCUUCCUCCUGUGCAAUAACUCGUGGUCCAAUUUCGAUGGAGGUGUUUCGUGGUGUGAAAGAAUUCUUCCGCUUUGCUAUUCCUUCGGCUUUCAUGGCUUGCCUUGAAUGGUGGUCAUAUGAGCUUCUAAUCUUGUCAUCAGGCCUUCUGCCAAAUCCGCAGCUUGAAACUUCAGUCCUGUGCGUGUGCCUCAGCACCAUUGAGACGCUCUCUGCAAUACCGUAUGGACUUGCUGCUGCAGUAAGCACCAGAGUGUCAAAUGAGUUAGGAGCAGGGAACUCAGAAGAUGCUCGAGUUUCUGUAAUUGGUGGCAUACUUCUUGCCUUCACAGAGACGAUACUAGUGAAUUCAGCCCUCUUUGCUAGCCGGGACAUAUUUGGAUACGUCUUUAGUAGUGACAAGGAAGUUGUGGAUUAUGUCUCAGUUAUGGCUCCUCUUAUUUGUCUAUCUGUUGUAAUGGACAGUUUCCUGGGAACCCUUUCAGGUGCUGCAACAGGAUGUGGCUGGCAGCAUAUAGGAGCAUAUGUCAACCUUGCAUCAUUUUAUGUUGUUGGAACUCCUAUUGCUUUCAUAUUAGGAUUUAUGGUAAAGUUAAGAGGGAAAGGUCUUUGGAUUGGAAUCCUUUGUGGUGCUACCGUGCAAACUUUACUGCUCUCAAUCGUAACAACUUGCACAAAUUGGGAAAAACAGGCAUUGAAGGCAAGGGAGAGGUUGCUCCAGGACCAAGGAAAUAUUGAGAAUAUUCUAGUUUAA